This is a messenger RNA of Anguilla rostrata (American eel), 1391 nucleotides long. It is a transcript of the gene cacybp, whose product is annotated as calcyclin binding protein. Gene Ontology annotation, molecular function: ubiquitin protein ligase binding; S100 protein binding; tubulin binding. Gene Ontology annotation, biological process: heart development. The transcript is spliced from 6 exons. NCBI's taxonomy places the organism in Eukaryota, Metazoa, Chordata, Actinopteri, Anguilliformes, Anguillidae. The coding region runs from base 180 to 866 and encodes 228 amino acids. The record is from RefSeq and is a predicted model, not a curated record. Gene Ontology annotation, cellular component: nucleus.
UUUCUAGAAAGGAACCGAAGUGACGUAGCCGCGAAAGACAGCGGUGCCCGAGUACAUUCCGAGCAAGUUAAGAAAGGAAACCUUCCAUAUUUUCGCUUUUCAUUUUAACAUAUUUUCAUAGUUGUUAUUUAGGAAUAUAGCAUACUUAAGUUUCGACAGUUAAAACUACGUGAGCAGCUAUGGACCUCAGCGAACAGAUUAGUCAAUUAGAGAGUGACCUGCAGGAAAUAAAUUUUUUGCUGGAGAAAUCUGACAGAAAGCGCGUUCAAGACGUUCUGACGCAAGAAAAGAAAAAGGUCGAAAGGGAGAUCGCGCUCAAACAGCAGCAGAAGGACCAGCUUGCAAAUAAGGAGGCAGGCGAUUGUGUGCAGUCGUCUGUUUCCAAGGGUUACACCGUUAAAAUAAGCAACUAUGGGUGGGACCAGUCAGACAAAUUUGUCAAAAUCUACAUCACCCUGAAAGGAGUCCAUAAAAUUGCUGCUGAGAAUGUGCAGACUAGCUUUACAGAAAGGUCUUUUUCUGUGUUUGUGAAGGACCUGGAUGGAAAGAACCACCAAAUGGUUGUAAAGAACCUCCUGUGUCCUAUCGAUGUCCAGGAGAGCUGUCAAAAGAUGAAGACGGACAUGGUCUUGGUUAUGUGCAAGAAAAAGACCCAGAAGAAAUGGGAGUGCCUGACCCAGGUGGAGAAGCUGACUAAAGAAAAAGAGAAGCCCAGCCACGAGGAGAACGCCGACCCCAGCGACGGGCUGAUGAGCAUGCUGAAGAAGAUCUACAGCGAGGGGGACGACGAAAUGAAGCGCACCAUCAACAAGGCCUGGAGCGAGUCGCAGGAGAAGAAGUCCAAAGGCCUGGACAUGGACUUCUGAGCCCCAUCCCAGCAGCAGACCUUAUCAGUCCGACCAACUACAGCCUUCUGUUCAUAGUUUUUUUUUCUUCAUUUUUAUUAUUGCAUACCAUUGAUUUUUUUUUUUUUUUUUAAUGUGGUUUAUUAAAAUUUUUCUUUAAUGUCCGGUGAAUUUGUCUGUUGGACAGUGUGGACAGGUGUUGUCGAAAACAGACUUGAGAUGUUCUUUCGCUGACAUUCUCUUGUCGGGAUUUCCGAGCAAAAGCUGAAUGAGGCCGUCAUAACGUUGAGUUUCUGAAGGCGACUCCCGAGUCAUUGUUUCAGUUCGUAAACCCAAGUCGCAGUGGCAAGCCGUAGAGCAGCACAUUCACUGGAGGUGAUAAAUGCAGUGCAGAGUGAUGCUCUCGUGUGUGUUUAAGCAGAUGCUGAUGAAUUUAACUGGACUUGCUGCUCCUUUUUUGUUUUGACAGACUUUAUAUUUGUAUUUGCACUAUUUGAACAUUGAGACAUCUCUCCUAAUAAAGUUCUUAAUUUGGCUUUGAGUGUA